Messenger RNA from Penicillium soppii, 492 nucleotides. Its product is annotated as RING finger protein. Bases 1 to 492 code for a protein of 163 amino acids. The transcript is spliced from 3 exons. NCBI's taxonomy places the organism in Eukaryota, Fungi, Ascomycota, Eurotiomycetes, Eurotiales, Aspergillaceae. The record is from RefSeq and is a predicted model, not a curated record.
AUGGCGAGCCCUUCAAGCACAAUCAUCAUUGAAGAUGACGAACUACCCCCAAACUGGCGGCCAUCUGAUCCACAAUUCCAAGGGACCUCCCCACGUACAUCUGCUGAGGACACCAUUGUUGAACGAACACAUGCUGCGAGUGGUGGCAUAGAGCCAUCCCGCAAACGCACAAGGGCCGCAAAACAACGCCCUGACACUCUGGACGUUUCUUUCAAAAAACUUCGUAGGACAGUCGAUCAGAAAUUUGAAAAGCUCGAACGAGAAGCCGAAAAGCUGCAACAGAAAAUCCAGGAACUUCAGAAUGAGCUUCUCCAAAAGGAAGAACAGCAUCAAGAGGAGCUUCUUGGACGACGAAUGCUAGACUGCAAAAUCUGCUACGAGCAGCCGGAUUGUUGGGGGACUAUGCUAUGCGGGCACAUGGCUUGUCAGUCAUGUAUCAAAAAAUCUAAUCCAGAAGAUAGGCGUGUAUAUACUGCUGAAGACCAAAUUUGA